Messenger RNA from Fonsecaea multimorphosa CBS 102226, 1998 nucleotides. RefSeq lists its product as uncharacterized. Gene Ontology annotation, biological process: DNA-templated transcription. The transcript has 5 exons. The coding region runs from base 1 to 1998 and encodes 665 amino acids. Gene Ontology annotation, molecular function: zinc ion binding; DNA binding. Gene Ontology annotation, cellular component: nucleus. NCBI's taxonomy places the organism in Eukaryota, Fungi, Ascomycota, Eurotiomycetes, Chaetothyriales, Herpotrichiellaceae. The record is from RefSeq and is a predicted model, not a curated record.
AUGUCAAUGCAGCCUGACGUUCUUGUUGCCCGACGACUUCAGUGCUUUGACCUCGAAACCACCCAUGCACCAACCGAAUAUCAUUCAAUAGGUCGACGAUCGUUGGAGGAGACAAACACACUGCAUGUUGAAACCCAGAGGCAUCCUUCGUCCCGUCAAGAUCGCCUGGAGCGGAACCCUACGCAACCCACCUCUCACACGCUACAUGAAGUUGCCUCGGACAGCGUGAUCGAGGGAAGAGCAUUGCCUUCUCCCAAGACAAACACAAGCGUUCAGAAUCCUUCUGGCAGCCCUGAAAACGGUGGCUGGGACCUUGAUCCUGGUUUAGGUGCUCAACUGGUCGAGCUCUUCUUUGACAAUGUUCAAAGCUGGUUGUCAAUACUCCACCGGCCCAAAUUUGCUGCAAGGUAUAUACGGCGCACAGGUGAAACUGCCGUAUUGGUAAAUCGGUCGAUACUCCCCGAUGACGAAGCCCUUCUGUUAUAUGGGAUUUUCGCCUUGGGGGCAAGAUUCUCAAAAUCUCAUCUCGAGGAAGUCCCUCCAGUUGACCGAGGCGAGAAGUAUGCUAGGCAUGCUAAAAUGAUUUGGAAUUCGAUCCGCAAGACACUUCAGGACCCUAGCAUAGAGUACCUGCAAGGCUGUGUUGUGCUUGCAGCUUAUUGUUUGACUGCAGGACAGACACGGCUGGGCUCUAUCUUGAACAAACAUUGUGUCAGCCACGUCUCCUCUCUAUCACUGGAUGAAAUCGAUAGAGAGCUCAUGAACGAGGACGGCACCCUCAACAAUGCACGUUUUGAAGCGAGUGUGGUUUCCUGGGUCAGAAAAGAGGAGCUUCGGAGGCUGUGGUGGUCAAUGUGGGAACUCGAUAUCUAUUGUGCCACCCUUUCGCGUCAGCCUUAUGACAUUGCAAAACAGAUAAAAGUGCUUCUCCCUGCUCCAGACCGAGCCUGGUUCUGUGGUGUUCCGACGAGGUCGGCUUUCAUCAACAACCACCCUGAGCGUGUGUGGACGAGCUUGCAAGGAUCCUCCAAUCAAUCGUCCCGAGCCUGGUUCCUCCUGGCGAAUUACCUCAAGUCGUACAUAUUUUUUUCCAGCCAUCAACUUCCUGGGUCCCUUACCAGCACGAGAUCCGGCCUCAAGACAGCCCUUUGCAAUUUUAAGCUCUCUCUACCGGCAGAAUUCCAAUUACGAUCGCUAUUCAUCAGCAAUCAGAAUUAUGAAGAGGCUAAUUGGGUCGUCUCUACGCACUUGAUCAUUAUAGUGUGCGAAUCUCUACUGCGGGACUCGAGACGGCCUCCAAAUGAGUGGAACGAUGCCGAGUGUCCAGACUCAACUCAAGAUACAUUGCACUUCGCAAAGCGGAUCGCAUCUUAUCUUGUCGAUGUUGGCCAAGUAUGGCCGUCAGAAUACAUACCAUUGAGUCAUCCUAUUCUGUGCUGCUCCGUCAUUUCACUGGCCAGUAUGGAUAUCCAGCAGUGCGAGUGCAUCACUCGUGCCCUGGAGAUGACUGGGCUAAUCCUCGCCCAUUACGCGAAGUAUUGGAAAAUUGGAUCGAAAAUGCUUCGGCUUCUGAAUGCUGUCCGAGAAGCGCUUGUAACACACGCUUCACCUCAAAUCUUAGAGGAAAAGCAGACUUUAAUGGAAAUAUACUCGGGUCUUCUGCCCACAACAUUAAGACGAGAGAGCUUGGUCGAGACAUCUGCACGACGCCCGGGCGGUGUCCGCAGCAGCCCUAGGCAGUCCACGCAUGCAAUGGAAAUACGGUUGCAUAAUGAUAAUGCACAGUGGCGCCUCGAGGUCAGGUCCAGAUUGGGAGACGUCAUGCUCGAAACUGGAUCCGACCAGGGAGACGUCAUCCUCGAAGUCGCAUCCAAUGUCGUGCACGAGCAAGUGCAGCUUGAUGUGGUCAACGGAAACGGAAACAUCCUCAUAAGUCGCCGAGAAAGAGUUCAUUCAGAAGCAGAUUUUGGACUAGGGAACCGCAUCUCAUUGUAUUGA